AUGAAUGAUUCAUUAAACGAACAGCUUAAUGAGCUAGGGCAUCACGUUUCAUGUUUGUACGUAAGCUCGGGGGAACAACUUGACGAUAUAUUUCGUUUACAAUAUUUAUUGCCUUAUUCAAGGUUUGUAAAUGAUAUGCGUGGGAUUUCCAUAAACGUUGGCAACUUCUUUUCAUCAUUUUUACCGAUUCUUGAUUCCUUCGUUAUUGGACCCACAAAUUUAAUAAAUCCAAAGGACUACCUUUCACAUUUUAAUAAACUCUCAGUUGCUGAUCUUUUGGAUAUUUCAAAGUCAGACCAGACUAUCUCUGACUGGAAGGACCUGAGAAACAGAUACUUGGCCUCUGGGAUUAACCUGGAGGAUAUUGGACUCUUUAGAAGUUCCGUUGAGCUCCACAACGACUUACUUCAGGAACUGGUUAACCGCACUUCAGACUUUGAUAAACCACAAAAACACUCUGAGGCUAACCGCUUUUUGCAACUAGGAGUCUCUAAGCAAAGAAAAAACAAAGGUAACAAUCUACUCCACUAA
Molecule: messenger RNA, 531 nt
Organism: Theileria annulata
Lineage: Eukaryota; Apicomplexa; Aconoidasida; Piroplasmida; Theileriidae
Exons: 4
Coding region: 1-531 (176 amino acids)
Source: RefSeq, a predicted model, not a curated record